This is a messenger RNA of Glycine soja, 1969 nucleotides long. RefSeq names its product glutamate--cysteine ligase, chloroplastic. NCBI's taxonomy places the organism in Eukaryota, Viridiplantae, Streptophyta, Magnoliopsida, Fabales, Fabaceae. The transcript has 16 exons. The record is from RefSeq and is a predicted model, not a curated record. Gene Ontology annotation, biological process: modified amino acid biosynthetic process; glutathione biosynthetic process. The coding region runs from base 227 to 1741 and encodes 504 amino acids. Gene Ontology annotation, molecular function: glutamate-cysteine ligase activity.
GUAAUAGUAAUUAACAGUAUAAGUAUAGAAUGAGAAAUUGCGUUCUGCGUGUUGUUCCUUGGUAAUCGUGAGUGGUACUAUUCCCGAAUAGCAGCAAGCAAGGCAAGGCGUGUGUCCGAGCAGAGCAGGAGUGAAGGAGAAAAGGACCCUUGUCCGUCCAGUCCUUAUUCUCUUUUCUCCUCCCUCCCUCACGCAACCGCCAAUUCCUGAACCCUAAGCUAGCGCCAUGGCUGUCGUUUCGCGAAGUGCGACGACCUAUACGCGCCACUACUUAAUACGACACGAGUUUGAUAGGAAAACGAAAACCUGCGUUGCCAAUAAUAGUUUGUGUUACUCUGCUAAGAAGGCUCCUCCACCGCAGAGGAUUGUUGGUGGCCGUAGAGUGAUUGUUGCUGCGAGCCCUCCCACCGAAGACGCUGUAGUUGCCACUGACCCUCUCACGAAGCAGGAUCUCGUCGAUUAUCUUGCCUCCGGUUGCAAGCCCAAGGAUAAAUGGAGAAUAGGUACUGAACAUGAGAAGUUUGGUUUUGAGAUUGGAAGCUUGCGUCCUAUGAAGUAUGACCAAAUAGCAGAAUUGCUGAAUGGCAUUGCUGAGAGGUUUGACUGGGAUAAAGUAAUGGAAGGUGAUAAAAUUAUUGGACUCAAACAGGGGAAGCAGAGCAUAUCAUUGGAGCCUGGUGGUCAGUUUGAACUUAGUGGAGCUCCUCUUGAAACCUUGCAUCAGACUUGUGCUGAAGUUAAUUCCCACCUUUAUCAGGUUAAAGCUGUUGCUGAGGAAAUGGGAAUUGGAUUUUUGGGGAUUGGUUUCCAGCCAAAGUGGGGAAUCAAAGACAUACCUAUAAUGCCAAAGGGAAGAUACGACAUCAUGAGGAACUACAUGCCUAAAGUUGGCUCUCUUGGGCUUGACAUGAUGUUCAGGACAUGCACUGUGCAGGUCAAUCUGGACUUUAGUUCUGAAGCUGACAUGAUCAAGAAAUUUCGUGCAGGCCUUGCUUUGCAGCCGAUAGCAACGGCUCUUUUUGCAAAUUCACCCUUUAAAGAGGGAAAGCCAAAUGGUUUUGUCAGUAUGAGAAGCCAUAUUUGGACUGAUACUGAUAAGGACCGCACAGGCAUGCUGCCUUUUGUUUUUGAUGACUCUUUUGGGUUUGAGCAAUAUGUUGAUUAUGCUCUUGAUGUUCCUAUGUAUUUUGUCUAUCGGAAAAACAGAUAUAUCGACUGCACUGGAAAGACCUUCAGGGACUUUUUGGCUGGAAGACUUCCUUGUAUUCCUGGUGAAUUACCAACUCUCAAUGAUUGGGAAAAUCACUUGACAACUAUAUUUCCUGAGGUCAGGCUGAAGAGGUAUUUGGAGAUGAGAGGUGCUGAUGGAGGGCCUUGGAGAAGAUUGUGUGCUUUACCAGCAUUUUGGGUAGGGUUAUUGUACGAUGAACUUUCUCUAAAAAGUGUUUUGGAUAUGACAGCUGAUUGGACUCCAGAAGAAAGACAAAUGUUAAGGAAUAAGGUUCCUGUAACUGGUCUGAAGACACCAUUCCGAGACGGUUUGCUGAAGCAUGUUGCUGAAGAUGUUCUAAAGUUGGCAAAGGAUGGCUUGGAGAGAAGAGGCUUCAAGGAAUCGGGAUUUUUGAAUGAGGUUGCCGAGGUGGUUAGAACAGGUGUCACUCCAGCUGAGAGGCUUUUGGAAUUGUAUCAUGGAAAGUGGGAGCAAUCCGUAGAUCAUGUGUUUGAGGAAUUGCUUUAUUAAGGUAGUAUUGUCUUUCAAAUGUCUGUGGAAGAUUGUGUAAUCCUUUGGUUAUAGUUCUGGUUGUCUCUCAUUUGAGCUUCAUUUAGAUAUAGGAAAUAAUAUAAAUGUAAUUUUUGCCUUGAGGCUUCUCAUAUACCUUUCUUGGAAAACAUGAUCUGAUCAAGCUGACAUUCAAUGUCACAAAUUUGAAAAUCCAUCAAUAUAAUCUUUUUAAUAAGAGUGUCAAUA